AUGCGCGGCACUGAGCUGACCUCGGACAGGGCACACCAGCCCUCAGUUUCGGACCCCACGCGCAUGUCAAUGCACGUGCGCGUGCACACCACCCCAUCACCGCUGGGGCCUUACCGGCGCCGGGCUGGGCUCCGCGUCGAUGAGGAGGGAGAAGGCGCCCCGCCUCCAGCGCGGCAGCACGCCCCCGGCCCCACGGUCCAGCCCCAUCAGGCUGCCAUCGAUGCGCAGCCGGCUGCCCAGCUUGGUGAUGGUGUAGGUGUCGUCCGGCGCAAACUGGCGCAGGAUGACGCCAAACAUGCCAGAACCCAGGUCCCAUUUCAGCUGCGAGGGAGGGGGGUACUUGUGUGUGUGUGA
Auxenochlorella protothecoides is the source of this 354-nucleotide messenger RNA. RefSeq lists its product as hypothetical. Lineage: Eukaryota; Viridiplantae; Chlorophyta; Trebouxiophyceae; Chlorellales; Chlorellaceae. The record is from RefSeq and is a predicted model, not a curated record. The transcript has a single exon. Bases 1 to 354 code for a protein of 117 amino acids.